AUGUCAACAGAACAGCCAAUUAUCCUCUAUCACUACCCCUUCUCGCCAUAUGCGAGGCGGAUAGCGUGGUACCUUCAACUGCGCGGCAUCCCGUACAAGCAAUGCACGCAACCUCCAAUUAUGCCGCGACCGGAUGUGGCCAAACUGGGAAUCAAGUACCGCCGCAUCCCGUUAAUGUCCAUCGGCCGUGAUGUAUACCUAGACACACGGCUCAUCCUGCAGAAGCUCGAGUCAUUCCCCGCCAGCGCCCCGAGGCUCGGCGCCGCGGAGAACACGGAGCAGCGCGCCACCGAGCGCCUCCUGGAGGUGUUGAGCGUCGACGGCGGCGUCUUCGCCUGGGCGGCGUCCCUGCUCCCGCGCGAGCUGCCCAUCUUCAAGGACCCCAACUUCCUGAAGGACCGGGCUGAUUUCAUGAGCGGGAGGAACAUGCUCGCUCCGAGAUCGCCAACGGCGAAGCCCGAGGCCCUAAACGACAUCCGUACCGUUUUUGAGCUCUUGGAGACGACGCUGCUCGCCGACGGGAGGGACUGGGUUCUGAAGACUGAGGGGCCGAGUCUGGCGGAUAUCGAGGCCGUCUGGCCACUUCACUGGCUGAACGGGCUGCCGGGAGCCAUGCCGUCCGACUACAUCUCAAAGACGCAGUUUCCCAAGGUAUUUGCGUGGAUCGAGCGAUUUGACAAGACUGUCAAUGCAGCGAAACAGAAGCUGGGCAAGGUACCUUCAGUGUCCGGUGAGGAUGCGGCGCGUGCUAUUGUGCAAUCCUCGUAUUUCGAAGGCGCCGUCAGGGAGGUUGAGCAGGGUGAGCCGCUCGUAAAAGCCCUCGGGCUGAAGAGGGGCGACAAUGUUGUGGUAUUCCCACUUGAUUCUGGAUCAACACAUAAGGACUCGGGGGUUCUCUGGAGCCUCGAUGGCAAAGAGAUUAUUUUCGAGACGAAGACUGACCUCCAAGGGUCCCCAGCGAUUCGGGUCCAUGCACCUCGACACGGCUUCCGCAUCGUUCGCGAGGAUCAGGCUUCUCACCUCUGA
Messenger RNA from Diaporthe citri, 1026 nucleotides. RefSeq lists its product as uncharacterized. The record is from RefSeq and is a predicted model, not a curated record. Bases 1 to 1026 code for a protein of 341 amino acids. The transcript is spliced from 2 exons. Lineage: Eukaryota; Fungi; Ascomycota; Sordariomycetes; Diaporthales; Diaporthaceae.